Molecule: messenger RNA, 1476 nt
Organism: Paramecium sonneborni
Lineage: Eukaryota; Ciliophora; Oligohymenophorea; Peniculida; Parameciidae
Source: the annotation of a GenBank genome assembly
AUUAAAAAUGAAGCAAUAUAAAUUUCAUUUCAGAAGCUUACUAAUUUGCAUACUGUCUUUGAUUGCUUAUUACAGUGUUUGUGUACAUUUAUAUUUGGACAUUUCUCCUCAUUGGAUCUGGUCCUUAUAUUUGAGCCCUAUAUUUGUAAUAUCAGUAAUAUUAUUUAGUUUAUUUUAUGUAAGUAUAGCUAAUGAGAAACAAGUAUUAUUCAUUAAAUAUACAUUAGACCUAAUCUGAAAGUGAACAGGAUUUCUGUAUCACAGUUAUUUUACUAACAUUUAUGCUGAUUUGGUGGCCCAUUUUUAUUAUUAUAUACCUACAAAUGUUUGAAAAUGUAUUGAUACCUUUUGAAGCAGAUACAGGAUAUUUAACUUAGAGAAAUACAAGUUAGUUUUAUAACGAAGAUUACGCUACAUUGAUAUUCAAACUAAGCAAUAAUAAAUUAGGCAUUGGAUGUUAGUCAAGUUAAAAUGAAGCAUCAAUUGUAGAAUAUCCACUCCCGUAUAAAUAUUACGAUAAUGGAGAUGAAAUAAAGUUGCCUUCAUGGUUCUGUAUUUCAUAUGAUGCUAAAAUCUAAUAAGAAUAAUAAAUUUAAUUAUAUGUAAGCAAACAUUCAAUAAUUGAUAAUACAAGAAUAGUUACUUUCUAAUAUCCUAAUUUCAUAAGUGAAUCUUUUUGGAUUGCAUUCAUAACAACUAUAUUUCAAUUUGCUUGUAUUUUUUCAUCUAUAUUACUUCUUGCUAUACUUUUAAUAAUGGAUUAGUAAUCAAUUGAGUCAAGCAUUAGAAAACCUUCGAGAAAGAAAAGAAUAAUAAAUUUUAUUUUAUCCUUUACUUUAUAUGUUUUCAUAAUAUCAUGUAAUAGUCUAAUUAUUACUGUUGGCUCUUUGUUAGUUGGAUUCUUAUUUUUAAUUUGGAGCUUUUAAAAUAAAAUUCAUAAUCAUUUUUAUCAAAUGAUUAAAGGUAUGUAUUAAAUGGUUACACAUUGGAUUCAAUAUAUUCCAAUUACAGUGAUAGCUAUUAUAUUGAUUUCUAUCUAUCUGGUGUUUAUUUUAAUUGUAAGUUAAUGUGUUAUCCAUUUUAAAAUAUUCUUAUGCCGACAUUUUGUAGCUUUAUGGAAAGGAUAACUUGAGGAAUAAUUGGAGGAUUAUGAUAAAUUUAUAAAUAAAAUAACAGUAUUGACUUGGAUAUGGAAUAUCAUUCUUAUUGCUUUGAUAGCAACCUAAACAAAUUCCAUACCUUUAAUGGCAAUAUCAAUAUUUCUUUGUGUAGUAUAAUUAGUAAAUAUUCCAAUAAUCUUAAUAUUUUCAAAUAAACAUAAUAUCCUUGAAUAGUAAUGGUGCAUUUAUUAUACUAACUAUAAAAUUAUUAAUCAACAAUGCUCAAAUCAUGAUUAAUAAAACUAGGUACCCAUGGAAUUACGAGAAAUAGAGUUGCAUUUAUAGGAUGGUAAAAAUGUAAAAUGAUUGAAGUGCU